GCGCUUCUGCUUGGCGUCAGCUAGGAGGGGCCAACGCUUGUCUGUUCAUAGUGCUGAUCAUCGUAGUGAGACUUACUGCAGGAGCCGAGACCAAUGGAGUUGGCUGAAUCGUCCUGCAUCCUCCCCAUACCUUCCAACCUCCAUCUCUCUCCCUGAUUCUGUCUCUCCUUUCAUAAAACAAAACGAAACCAUAGACAUGGAUUGUUAACUACCGCAUGUGUGUCAUGGAUCAAGAAUGAGAAACAUGGAUUCGAUUUACAUUAUUCUCGUCCUCCUUGCUCCCCAACCCUAUUUUUUAGCCUCUGCAGACAGGAAAUUCGGUUGUCUGUUUGAGAAGGAGUUGUGCACACCAUACGAGAUCUGUGUCAACGAUGGAAUGUUCGGUAGGUGUCAAUCCACACCCGUUCCGGUAGCAGAGGUGUAUACGUAUGAUGUGUCUCCAUCUGUGGUUCAGCGCUUCAGGACUCUACUGCAGAAACUCACCCACAGAGGGUUGACCUGGGAGGAUGAGACUGCCCAGCAGAUCCUGUCCAAGGAGCUGUCUAAGCUGAGGAAGAUCCCCUACAGACGCCUGCAGGACUCCAGCCCCCCUGUUUACAGCAGCAGCAAAUCCAGACCCUCUACCCAGGCUAUGGACUUAGGACACCGGAGGAUCAAGCCAGUGGAGGUGGAGCUCAGUAGAAACCUCCAGAACUACCUGCAGCGUCUGGGCCUCCUUCCCCAGGCCGCCUCCCCCACCAGACCCAAGGGCCCCAGUAAGAGUGACCGUUACCCAUCUGGGGUCUCCUCUGACUACUACUGGCCCAAGUCCCAGGGAGAGGCUAACUUCUCCCCACUGACAUCCUUCCAGCCUCCCUACCAGGACAGAUCUUCUGCGGGGGAUGGAGACCUCCUUGUGGCUGCUCUCAGACACUACCUGUCUGGGCAGGUACCAUCUCAGACCGGGGUGUCCACCAAGGGCCCGGUCCUGCCCUCCCUUCGCCUACGCCCCUCCUACAGCAACAGUAUAGACAGUACUGGGCCUAAAAAGACCUCUCAAUCUCAAACACCUAACCUGGACAGACUUCUACUCCUCCAGACAGCUGGAGCCAGCCAACUCUCUGCUCCCAAGGACCCCCUCAGUACAGUGGAUGAGGUGUUCAUCCAGAAGGUUCUGAAGAACGUGGGCAGACACGACGUGGACGUGGACGACCUGAGUCCUAAAGACCUGGACCAACUCUCUACGCUGAUCACUGACGCCCUGCAGGUAGUGGAUCAAGAACAUACCCAAGCCCAGUCCAGAGCAGGACCCAGAGACCUGGGGGAGGAAGGGAACGAGGGGCCUGGAGGAGAAGGGCCUGGGGAACAGGAGGAGAAGGAGGAGAGUGUCCCUCCAUCCACCACAGAGAAUACGGCGGAGAGCACUCCAGUAGAGGAGGCUGUGGUCCAAGAGCGACAAAUGGAGGGAGACAGAGAGCCAGCAGACUCCAAUGACAAGCCCCAAGACGCCGGCAGCUUAUUUGGCAAGCUGCUGGUAUACCUGGAUAAGAUUGAGUCCCCAGCCCAGAGAGAGUCCCCAGCCCGGGCUGGUGUGGGUGCAGGGCUGGGUGAGGGGAGAGGUGUUGGUCUGGAGAACGUACACAGCAAGACCACUCAGGCUGAGGUGGCGGUGCAGAAGAAGUCGACCCACUCGACGGACAUGGAGGAGGUGGCUGCCGUGGAGGGCUGGAUCCAGGCAAUAGAUCCUCCGGCUGCCAAGGUGGUCUACCAGGAGCCCCAUAAGAAGAAGGGGAACGUCCAGGAGCUGCAGCUAGAUGUCAAAGCUGCUGUGGCCACGAAGAAGACUGAUGAUGACUACGGUUAUGUCAUCACCGACACUGACGCAUUGCAGACUGAUGAGGGCCUCCACUUGAUGGAGAUUCUGACACGACGCGCCAAGCUGCAGAUGACUGACUUCCUGGAGCUCUCAGUGGUAGGCCCAGCUGUGACCUUCAGAGUGCGACCUAAUGCCCAGAACAUCAGCACCGCAGAUGUGGCCAAUGUAGCAGUUCACCAGAAGGAUGCAGUGGAGAAGGAGGCCAAGGUGAUCAUUCUGGAGGCUGGAAUCACAGAUAGAAGCCAGAUAAACCAGAUCCCUACCAAGUACAGCACGGCCGAGUCCACCAAGUACAUGAUCCUGACAGUGGUGUCUAUCCUGUGUAUCGUGGCUGUGCUGCUGGCCUCCGCUGUGGUCUACUGCCUCCGACACCGCUCUCACCACAAGCUCAAGGAGAAGCUCACCAACCUGGGAACAGACACAGGCAGCGAUGCUACCUCCACCUAUCAGGAGCUGUGUCGUCAGCGGAUGUCGGUCAAGCCACCGGCGGAGCGCCCAGAGCCGAUGCACAGUGUGUCGUCACGGCUCAACAGUGUGUCGUCCCAAUUCAGCGACGGGGGGCCCAUGGUCAGCCCCUCGGCACGAAGCUCCACCUCCUCCUGGUCUGAGGAACCCGUCCACUCCAACAUGGACAUCUCCACUGGACACAUGAUCCUGUCUUACAUGGAGGACCACCUGAAGAACAAGAAUCGUCUGGAGAAGGAGUGGGAGGCUCUGUGUGCGUAUCAGGCUGAGCCCAACGCCUCCACUACAGGCCUGGGGGCAGGGAACACAAAGAAGAACCGCUCCAAUGCAGUGGUGGCCUAUGAUCACUCAAGAAUUACCUUGAAGGUUGAAAACAGCCACAGCAAUUCAGAUUACAUCAAUGCCAGCCCAAUUAUGGAUCAUGACCCACGGAACCCAGCCUACAUCGCUACUCAAGGCCCUCUUCCCUCCACGGUGGCUGAUUUCUGGCAGAUGGUUUGGGAGAAUGGCUGUGUGGUCAUUGUCAUGCUGACGCCCCUCACUGAGAGUGGAGUCAAACAGUGCUACCACUACUGGCCUGACGAGGGGUCCAACCUCUACCACAUCUACGAGGUGAACCUGGUGUCGGAGCACAUCUGGUGUGAUGACUUCUUGGUUCGUAGUUUCUACCUAAAGAACAUGCAGACCAACGAGACUCGCACCGUCACACAGUUCCACUUCCUUACCUGGCUCAACCAGAAUGUCCCUGAGUCCAGUCGGACACUCCUGGACUUCCGCAGAAAGGUUAACAAGUGCUACCGGGGAAGGUCUUGUCCUAUAAUAGUCCACUGCAGCAACGGCGCCGGGAGGAGUGGAACAUACAUUCUGAUUGAUAUGGUUCUCAAUAAGAUGGCUAAAGGUGCUAAGGAGAUUGAUAUUGCUGCCACCCUAGAGCACUUGAGGGAUCAGCGGCCGGCUAUGGUCCAGACAAAGGAGCAGUUUGAGUUUGCAUUGACAGCUGUUGCGGAGGAGGUGAACGCCAUACUCAAAGCUCUUCCACAGUGAGAGGUUUACCCACUACCAAGCCUCAGCAGACCUCCCCAGGGACCUCCCUCCUGUUCUCCUUCUCUCGCCCACGCUUUCUUUCCCCCACUCCUUCUCUCCACCUCUCUGUCUUUGUGGAUGUUGUGCGAGAGAGCAUGACCUGAUCUUAGUCGUGUAUAAAAAUAAAAAUAAUCUAUUGUGAACCUAUGGAGCUUGUUUCCAAACAGACAAUUUAGUGCAUCAAGACUUUUACUGAUUGAAAAACAUGCUUAUCUGUUAAAUUACUAGAAUAUAUCAAUGACAGAAAUAUUGUUUUUGUGUGUGUGUAAAUUAUUAUGUUGGUCACAACAUCUGCAUCAUAUGGCAUAUUUAAGUUGAAUAUUUGUUUUUACUUUGAUCCUAUUAUGCGGUGUACUAAAUCAUACCAUGUAAUGUAUAUUAAAAGGAAAACUGCUUAAUUAGGUCAAGUGAACACUGAUAACAAUGAUGCUGAUGUUAAUUCUAGUUACCAUAGUGAUAAUUACACCAAGCAAUAUGUGUUUCUUCAGCUUGUCCAGACCUGGACAAAUAAUUGUAUGUUGUGGACAACGAUUGUGAGUAAACUUAACUAAUGUCAGUAAACUAAACUAGCUAAUGCCUGCCUCAAGUAAAGCAGUUCUAUGAAUUGGUGUACUGUAUGUACAAUGAAAACUAUAUUGUCAUUUUGUAAAUAAAGCAGUUCAUCUAAUCUAGGGUCUGGAUUCAAUCCGUAUCGCCAAAGUAUCACAGAAGAUCUGGGUUCAAUCCGUAUCGCCAAAGUAUCACAGAAGAUCUGGGUUCAAUCCGUAUCGCCAAAGUAUCACAGAAGAUCUGGGUUCAAUCCGUAUCGCCAAAGUAUCACAGAAGAUCUGGGUUCAAUCCGUAUCGCCAAAGUAUCACAGAAGAUCUGGGUUCAAAUGUGAAGGUCAUUUUUAAUUUAGUCGACAUAUCCAGCGUUUACCGUGAAUGCAGUUUUACCGUGAAUGCAGUGUUUUACCGUGAAUGCAGUUUUACCGUGAAUGCAGCCUCCGCAACUGCGGGAACAUUGCCUUUCAUUUUCAAUCGUGCUAUAAAGUGGAUCAUCAGUGCUACGGAUUGAAUAAAGCCCUAGAUGUACAUGUAGCAUCAAUGGUUUAAGUGUGAAUAUAAGCUGCCACUGGAUGUCCCUGUGUCUUAUUAACAAGUCCAUAUCUGCGUUCCAAAUGGCAACCCUUUCCUUAUAUACAAUAGAUAACUUAUUUUGACCAGAGCUCAAAACAAGUGCACUAUGUAGGGAAUAGGUUGCCAUUUUGGAUGCUGACCAGGCAGGUUUGUCUGCACUACAGGAGUACUGUCAGCUAAAUAAUAAUAAUAUAUGCCAUUUAGCAGACGCUUUUAUCCUGUACAGUCACGCGGGCCUACAGCUCUACCCCAACACUUUCUGCUUUGACUAGACUCAUGCCAUUAGAUCACAAAAUCUUG
Oncorhynchus kisutch (coho salmon) is the source of this 4822-nucleotide messenger RNA. Its product is annotated as receptor-type tyrosine-protein phosphatase N2. Gene Ontology annotation, biological process: protein dephosphorylation; regulation of secretion; insulin secretion involved in cellular response to glucose stimulus. NCBI's taxonomy places the organism in Eukaryota, Metazoa, Chordata, Actinopteri, Salmoniformes, Salmonidae. Bases 236 to 3364 code for a protein of 1042 amino acids. Gene Ontology annotation, cellular component: synapse; secretory granule. The record is from RefSeq and is a predicted model, not a curated record. Gene Ontology annotation, molecular function: protein tyrosine phosphatase activity. The transcript is spliced from 25 exons.